AUGUCUUUUACAAAGGAAAAUUACGGACCAACCAUAAAUAACGAAUCAGAAAAUAUUUCGCAUUCGUUACCAAAUCUUCAAAAUUCAAUUAUUCAAUUGCAAGGAGGAUCCAAUUUAAUGAUAAAAAAAAUUCCAGCUAUUAUUAAACGAUCCAAUAUGAAGCGCUCAACUGGUACAACUAUAAAACCGCCAAUAAAAUCAAAGAAAUAUUCAUUGGAAACAAUGCCUUCAACUGGGACACCCGUGACCAGUUUCCAAUGGCAACAAACUGAUAGUAGCGGCUAUGGUAUUUCCGCGACUCCCAUAAGUUUGGCUUCCCCAAUGAACAAUGAGCAAUACGGAUCCACUAUGAACGCUUUAACCCCGUAUACCGUAAUAAAAACAGAGGGCACGGUAUUACCUUUCGGGAACAAUUACAUACCGAACAAUGCACUCAAUAAUCAGCAGUCUUCGUUGAACGUGGCAUCACAACCGUACAGGGGUUCAACUAUUUAUAUAAGAGGUAAUGCAUCCGAGCGUACUAUUCGCACGGUCACUUUGGAAUUGAUUGAAAAAAAUUCCUAUGUUCACUUGGGCAUUCAUGCUAAUCGCCUACCAAUACUUAAAAAUGUCGUUUGCAGGACGGCAAAUGUCAGUUUGAUGGAUUGCUAUAUAACAUUAAAAAAAUUGCGUUUAAAUGAAGAUUUCUCUUUAUUGUCCCAAUAUUUUGAAAUUUCGGAAGCAGAGAUCCAACAGAUUUUUGUUCGUAGCGUUGUAAAAUUAUCAAAAUAUUUACGCUUGCUUAUACGCUGGCCGGACAGUAAGAAAGGUAAUAAUCGUUAUAAAGAUUUACCGCUUGCUUAUCGUCAGAAUCUUUCGCAUGUCCGUUCUUUGGUUGAAUGCGUAGAAACCGAAAUAGCGCCUUCAUCUUUACAAAUCGAUUGCCAUGUUUAUAAAUACAUAUUAAGCAUUAACACGAACGGCAUUAUUUCAUACAUUUCAGAGGCCUAUGUUGGCUAUCACGAUGAUUUAACCAUAUUUCAGGCUUCAAAUUUUAAAAAUAUAAUACCAGAAUAUUUAUCAUUGGUUGCUGAUCCCGGUAAAGCUAUACGGCGUAAACGUAAACCGGAAAUUUCUCGCUCGAAGCCCUCGGCUAAUAAUAAUGUUGCUGGUGAAACGGAUUCAACCACUGAUUCGGCCGAUGAAUCGAGCAACGGUAUAAUGCAGUCGGAUGAAAACGAUGGAGAACGUCCGGUCACAUCAAAAUAUAGGGCCUCUCGAAUGGCAGGCGAGUUGGCCUCGCAACAAAGUCUCAGCGUUGUCAACGAUGAGUUGAUUUCGAAACGUGUGAAAAACUUUAGCAUUCCUACGAUGCGCGUACGCGAACCGAUAUGCCGUUUACAAAUACGUCAGAUGGUCGAUUGUCUCCGCGAAUUCAAAGUGCUUCAGCCUUUGGCCAUACGCGAGCCGCUUUUAUAUCAAUCUCUCAAUGAGAUAUUGAUUGUUUGUGCUGCUCUCACCAAUCUACAAAAGUAG
Messenger RNA from Glossina fuscipes, 1515 nucleotides. RefSeq lists its product as uncharacterized. The record is from RefSeq and is a predicted model, not a curated record. The coding region runs from base 1 to 1515 and encodes 504 amino acids. The transcript has a single exon. Lineage: Eukaryota; Metazoa; Arthropoda; Insecta; Diptera; Glossinidae.